Messenger RNA from Atta colombica, 2824 nucleotides. Its product is annotated as FYVE, RhoGEF and PH domain-containing protein 4-like. Gene Ontology annotation, biological process: cytoskeleton organization; filopodium assembly. The transcript is spliced from 7 exons. Bases 461 to 2755 code for a protein of 764 amino acids. Lineage: Eukaryota; Metazoa; Arthropoda; Insecta; Hymenoptera; Formicidae. Gene Ontology annotation, molecular function: guanyl-nucleotide exchange factor activity; metal ion binding. Gene Ontology annotation, cellular component: cytoplasm. The record is from RefSeq and is a predicted model, not a curated record.
GAUCCGUCAGACGAACCCAGACGUCCCAGACGAACCAGUGUUAAAUCAUCAUACCUUGUCACUGGUACCUCUUGGCGUUAUAAAUUUACAUCGGCGUUUCGGCAAGUGCAUGGUGUAACUUGAAACAAUAUUUCGGUGUUUCCAUCGUGACUUGUUCUUGUCUAAACGGGUCCCAGCGCAUUCAAGCUCGGCUCCGUUACGUCAACCUCACGUCAGUCACGUCGUUAAUUACCGCGAACGCGGGUACAUAUAUACACAGUGUAGACUAUCGUGAUGCGGUAACCCGUUAAUCAGCCGUUCGUUCGACCAUGGACGCCGAUGAUUUCGUUAAGCAUUAAGCUUGAAAGAAAUAUCGAUCUAAAUCAAAGCUUCGCUUCGCCUAAACGAUCAUUAUGCUUGCGCCGAUCCGCGUGCGCCUGUUGCUGUUCUGCUACACUACGAGCGAUCCCGAGGCAAAAGAAUGCAACGAAGUCAGCUGAGGGACCUCUCAUCCUGGAUGACGCGAUUAUUCCCAGAGCCUGGAGACGGUAGUAAUCGGAUGACCGAGGGAUUCAAAAUGUUCGGUUCGAAAAACAGCUCGCCUACUAGCACAUUUUAUACUGAUCUAGAAAUCACAGAGGACAAACAGGAAUUUCAGCAGGAGAACGAACAUUCCAAAACAGCGGAACAGAGCACAACCAACGAAAAUGGGAACUCGCAAGAUUCGGAUACAGCAACAGGUGUUGAGGAGCAACGCUAUGUCAGACAUUCCUUCCACAGGAUCGCCAGUUUCGGUGGCUUUCCGCGAUUUCAGUCCUUCGUCAUGUCCGCUUCCACACCCGCUGAAUGCAUCGAUAUUACGAGGCAUGAAGAAACUUCAACGGAAACGUCUUAUAUUAAAAUGUCGCAUAGUGUUCUAGAGUAUAGAAGUAGCAGGUACGUAGCUUCAGAAAGAAGGUCUCAUCAGUAUACAUUAGAUACCUACGCGGUAAGCGAAUCCGAGAGUGAAGAAGAGUCAGAAGAAACUAGAUCUUCAGAAACAGAUUCUGCCAUAGUGGCUGAUCAUACGGAAGAGUUGAUAUCGGAGCCUAAACUACUAGCGAAGAAAGGUUCGCCUGAUUCGAAACGAAAGAAAGCAUUACGUGUAGCACAAGAGUUACUAGCGACUGAAAAAAAUUAUGUGAAUAUUCUGCAUCUGAUCGAUCAAGUAUUCCAAUUCAGAGUCGAUCAGGAAAACAGAGCGCAUCCAAUGUUCCCUCCAGAGACUGUCCAACACAUGUUUUCAAAUAUUAAAUCUAUUUAUAAAUUCCACAACGAUUUUCUAUUGCCGCAAUUUGAAGAGAGAAUGCAAUGUUGGGAUUCAAAUCCGAGAAUCGGUGACAUAAUGAAGAACUUUGCACCAUUUCUUAAAAUGUAUACAGAGUAUGUAAAGAAUUUUGAUUAUGCCAUGAAUUUGAUAAGCACAUUGCAGAAUAAAGUUCCCAGAUUUGCAGCGAUUGUUAAUGAAAUUCAGAAGCUCAAUGAAUGCGCUAAAUUAUCGUUAGCACAUCAUAUGUUGAGUCCUAUACAGAGGCUGCCGCGAUACGAGCUACUUCUCAAGGAUUAUUUACGAAAUCUCACUGAAGACAAUCCAGAUUAUGAAGACACAAAAAAGGCUCUGGAGUUAGUAUCAACCGCUGCAAAUCAUACAAAUGAAGCAAUGAAAAAAAUCGAUAAAUUUAAAAAACUUCUGGAAAUUCAAGAGAGUAUAUACGAUGCAACUGAUCUAGUCAGUGCGACUCGCGAACUAAUAAAAGAAGGACGUAUAGUGAAAAUUUCAGCGCGUAGUGGCGAUCAUCAAGAGAGACAUUUGUUUUUGUUUAGUGAUUUAUUAUUACUCUGCUCAAUAAGACUGAUACCCGGUCCUAUGUAUCGAUUAAGAGCUAAAUUUAUGGUGGAAAAUUUACAAGUAGUUGAGGGAGACAAUCUAGAAACCGCAAAUACUUUUUAUAUAAGGGAUGAAAAUAAAAGUGUCGAAUUAUAUACACAUGCUGUCGCGGAAAAAGCAGCAUGGCUGGAUGCACUGUUCCAAACGAUGCAAGAGAUCAUGAGACGUAAAGCUAGCCUAAAAACUGGGAAUGUUAAAACUUCUUUGGUUAAAACUGAUGAUGUAACUAGGUGCAUGGUUUGCGAAGUUAGUUUUUCUGUGAUGAAGCGAAAGCACAAUUGUCGGGCUUGUGGAAUAGUGGUUUGCAGUAAAUGCUCAAAUCAGAAAUUAUUAUUUGAAGACAAUAAGAAUAUGAGAGUAUGCAGAUUAUGUCAUGCCGCGCUAACUCAACCGCUCACCAAAUCACCGUCGUCACCGUCUGGACCAGUGCCAAGUUUACUACAAGUAUCGGCGAAUGCGCCAUCAGUAUUAUCCGGAUACCUGUUACUAAAGACGCAGGCCAGUAAGCCUUGGACAAAACGAUGGUUCGCAUUGCACGUUGACUUCGUUUUGUAUUCAUUCAAAUCCGAAUCAGAAAGUAUGGCCAUGACAGCGACGCCUAUGCCGGGAUUUAUGGUUACGGAAGGUACAAAAUUACCCGAUGAAGACCCUUUGAACACGAAAGAUCGGAUAAGAGCAUUUAAGAUGCAUCAUUCGAGAAAAUAUUAUUAUCUCCAAGCAUCUUCUCAAGAGGACAAAGAAAAAUGGAUGCACACAUUGGAGUUGGCUACGAAAGCUGAACUACCUCAUCUUAUGCAGGUGGAAAAUGAAAGCGCACAAGAAAGUCAAUCAAUGAACGAUGUACAAUGAAUAUGCGUACCUUUUUAUCUACCAAACUAGCCAAUUUUUUACUAUUAUAUUCGUGAAUGAGAAGACGAU